Molecule: messenger RNA, 1557 nt
Organism: Sodiomyces alkalinus F11
Lineage: Eukaryota; Fungi; Ascomycota; Sordariomycetes; Glomerellales; Plectosphaerellaceae
Product: WD40 domain-containing protein
Exons: 3
Coding region: 1-1557 (518 amino acids)
Biological process (GO): protein localization to mitotic spindle pole body; mitotic sister chromatid segregation; microtubule anchoring at mitotic spindle pole body
Cellular component (GO): mitotic spindle; MWP complex; microtubule organizing center
Molecular function (GO): protein binding
Source: RefSeq, a predicted model, not a curated record
AUGCAUGUCACACCGGCAUUCAAGUCUUCGCCUCACUGUGCUCCGAGCCCGAACGGAUCAUUUGUUGCAACGCUGUUUCCGUCCAAAAUACAGAUCCGGUCUGUUCAGAGCCUUGAGACGGUCUCUGAAGUUCUUCUACCUCCCGACGUGACUGGGCCUGCAUCUACUUUGCAGUGGUCCCCUACUUCUUCUAGGCUCCUCGUUGCUCUUGCCGACCAGGUUCAUGUCUUUUCAGCUCUCGAUGACGGUUUCCGUGCCACCAUCCGCCUUCCAGCCUCGGGGACCUCCAAGCCGACACUCGUCCAGUUUGGGGCAAGUGAUACAGAGGUCUGCGUCUGUUUUCAGUUUGGUCGCACGUUCACCGUAUUCAAUCUCGUCUCUUCCAAAUCCGUUGAGAUCAGCAACCCCAAGUUUCACCACGCGUCUUCCGCUCCACGGGGCUUCGCCUUUCGACCUGGUUCCCGGCACCUGGCCUUGAUGACCCGAGCUACUGGAAAGGAUGUCGUCAGCAUACACCACCCAGUCACACGUGACGUAGAAAGGUCAUGGCACCCGGAUACCAUUGACGCUCAAGGCCUCGUCUGGACUCCGGAUGGCCGCUGGCUAGUAAUAUGGGAGUCUGCAUCGCAGGGCCGUAAGGUGUUGUUUUACACACCCGAUGGUCAUCUCUUCAAAGUGUGGUCUGGGCCUUCUGGAUUUCUCGCCGACGAGAAGGACUACGAUUUAGGAGCCGGCGUUAAAUUCUGCCAAUCCAGCCCAGAUGCACGUCGUAUCGCCAUUGGUGACCAUACCUGCAACGUUUAUAUCCUCGAUGCGGGUGCCGUUACCGAGGCUUCGAGGCUGCGCCACCCUUCGGUUAUUUCCCCAAAAGAUACAAUCCAGAUUUGGCAGGAACAGAUUGGGCCCGGCCCGUCGGGUCCCUCCACACAUGCAUUCGUCCGAGCCAAGCAAACCGUGUCUGCCCCAACUUUCCAACCAAGUGGCAGUGGCACGGAACUUGAGGUAGGCUGUGCCUCAGCAGCGUUCGAUUCGUCGUCAUCUCUUUUAGCCACAAAACUGGAGGAAGCCCCCAGUACCAUCUGGAUCUGGGAUCUCGUCUCCUCCGAGCUCCGAGCCGUCCUUAUAUUUCACGCUAGCAUCUCAGACUUCUCUUGGCAUCCAGAUAUGCGCGAGCUUCUGAUGAUUCGCUGCGAGGGUGACAGCUACAGUGGCCUACUGUUUGUGUGGGACCCGUUAUGGGAAGGGCCCAGAACCCUGGACUUCGGGUCGCACAUGCCCGACUCCAAGAUUGGCGGCAAAACACAAUCGUCAUGGGUCACUUGGCCGGGCCAGCCUGCAGUGUUGUUUUUUGGGAACACGAGACACUACAUGAUCGCGACGCCUGCACGAUCGGAAGAAACGCCUGCACCGUGGCAGGAUUUCCAAAUCGGAGACCGAAGCCUUGGCAAGAGGAAAAUCGAGUCUCCUUCCCCCAGGCAAGGCGGUGGGACUGAUGGUUUAUUCCCACUUAACGACGAGCUGUCUUGCGUCGAUGACACCUUCUCAUUCAAGAAGUGA